This is a messenger RNA of Brassica rapa (field mustard), 1697 nucleotides long. RefSeq names its product 1-aminocyclopropane-1-carboxylate oxidase homolog 3-like. The record is from RefSeq and is a predicted model, not a curated record. Lineage: Eukaryota; Viridiplantae; Streptophyta; Magnoliopsida; Brassicales; Brassicaceae.
CGAAUUUUGUUAGGUUAUUGUUCACCAUUACUUGUUCAGAAAAAUAUUUGUAAAGUUCUGCUUCUGAGUGCUUUGAACAUUAUUUAUGAUGAAUCUGACGCGGAACAAGAACAAGUAUAUAUUGUUUAAAAUGACAGUGUCAAAGCCAGUGGCCCAGGGGGUACAGUCCCAAGCCGUUGUCUUCUUCCUUCUUACAAACCUUAUCUCCGAUCUAUGGUUUUGCUGUAACCACUUGUCUCAUCUCCAAACCCCAUGAAGACAGUUUCUUUCUUUCUUUGUGGGUUACGUUUAUUAUCAGAUUCUUCUGUUAUUUGAUAAACAGAAAAAGAAAAAAAAAACAUGGAGACGACGAAGCUUGCUUCAUAUGAUCGUGUCAGUGAGCUUAAAACCUUCGACGAGACCAAGACAGGUGUAAAAGGACUCGUAGAAGCCGGAGUCUCAGAGGUUCCACGCAUAUUCCACCACUCAUCUCUCAAACUAUCAAACCCUAAACCACUUUCCUCUAACUCGCAACAUCUCACAACGAUCCCAACGUUUGAUCUCGGAGGACGAGUCUUCGAGGACGAGACUAAGCGCAAGAACGUGGUUCAAGGGAUUAAAGAGGCGUCAGAGAAGUGGGGUUUCUUCCAGGUGAUUAACCAUGGAGUUCCUCUCGAUCUUCUCGAGAGGAUGAAAGAUGGAGUUCGUGGGUUUCAUGAGCAGCCACCAGAAGUGAGGAAACAAUACUACGGGAGAGAUUUCAGUAGAACGUUUCGGUAUUCAAGUAAUUUCAAUCUCUUCAGCUCUCCAGCUGCUAACUGGAUAGACACUUUCUCUUGUACCAUAGCUCCAGAUCCUCCAAAACCAGAGGACUUGCCAGAGAUUUGUAGGGAUGUUAUGUUGGAAUACACAAAGCAUGUGAUGAAUUUGGGAGAGUUUCUCUUUGAGAUGUUAUCAGAAGCUCUAGGGUUAGAACCUAACCAUCUGAAUGAGAUGGAUUGCUCAAAGGGUUUGCUUAUGCUUAACCAUUACUACCCACCCUGUCCACAGCCUGACUUAACUUUGGGCGCAACUCAGCAUUCAGACAACUCUUUCCUGACGGUUCUUCUUCCAGAUCAGAUUGAAGGGCUUCAAAUCAACCGUGAAGGGUACUGGUACGAUGUUCCUCAUGUACCUGGUGCACUCAUUAUCAACAUCGGAGAUCUUCUACAACUUAUAACAAACGACAAGUUCAUUAGUUUGGAGCAUCGUGUAUUAGCAAAUAGAGCCACCAGAGCUCGAGUCUCGGUUGCGUGUUUCUUCACCACUGGUGUAAGACCGAAUCCUAGGUUGUACGGACCCAUUAGAGAGCUUGUGUCUGAAGAAAACCCUCCAAGGUACAGAGAGAUCACCAUUAGAGACUACUCUGUUUACUUCAAUGCCAAAGGUCUAGACGGAACCUCUGCUUUGCUCCAUUUUAAAAUAUGAACAUAGUGAGCUGCAGCUAUCUCAAAACAUAAGCGACAUGAAACUAUAUGUAAUAAAAGAAUUCCCAAGAGGUUCAUAAGCAUCUUUAUUUAUGCUUCACUCCUAAGAAUCUUAUCAAGUUCCGAUAAAGCUGAAAAAAGUAUAUUCACGGCUCAUGAGUCAUGAUAGGCAUGCACGUUCGGAUUUUUUCCGGGUCGGUUUGUUUGGAACUCGAAUAGUUUGGUUUGGCCGAAUUGAACCGUUUUCAGUUA